UCCUGCUUGCUGGCCGUUGUCUCAUUGUCUGGCCGCCGGACCAAAUCCGAAAACCCACCGAGUAACUGACAAUCUCGAUCCCCGCAGUCAUCGCGGGAUCGGCCCGUCCUCGCCGGCGACUCAUUCCCGCAACUCACCUGCUCUCAACCGCGAACUCGGCGCCCUGCACGGCCUCCAAGUCGCACGAUGCGGCGGCGCCCACAUCAUACGUGGCUGCGUCUCCGCCUCCGCUUUCGCCGCGCCGACGUGUCAGCUUCCCGUCCACUACAGAGUCCACAUUGUCCUCCUAUUACUUGCUCCGCCGGCAACUAUUAGCCCCUCCCCAGUCGCCACUAAAUCCGCUGCCGUUUCUUCUCGAGUGUGACCAUGGCGGCUCAGGGAUCCCUCGUCAUGUGGAGGGCGGUCUUCGCAGCGCUGGGCUUGCUCAUGGUGGCCACGCUGGUGUACACCUUGGCCACCGACGGCUCGCCGUUCCGCCUUGAGCUGUUUACGCCGUGGAUGGUGGCAACACUGGCUGAUUUUUAUGUUAAUGUUAUUGCAAUCUCGGCUUGGGUUAUCUACAAGGAAGCAAACUGGGUUAGUUCUGCUGUGUGGGUGGUUCUGUUGUUUUGCUUUGGCAGUGCUGUCACUUGCGCUUAUAUUGUUAAGAAACUUCUUGAAGUAACAUCUGCAGGGUCAUCCCAAGAUCCUCUUGACCUUCUAUUUAUCAGGCAAGGUAAUCUAUCCCAAAGAAAGUGCUCUUAUGUUGUAAUUGGAAGGGUUAUUUUCAGCAUUUUGGGGAUAUUCAUGGCUGCGGUUGUCACAUAUACUGUCAUCACUGAUGGACUACCUUUUAGGAAGGAAUUGUUGACACCGUGGAUGGCGGCAACCUUAAUUGAUUUCUACAUAAAUGUCUUUGCGAUAUCGGUCUGGGUUGCUCACAAGGAAUCAUCAUGGAUAUCAACUACCAUUUGGAUUGUCUUGCUGAUAUGCUUUGGAAGCAUCACAACAUGCGGCUACAUUGUCAUCCAACUUUUCAAAGUAUCAUAUCAAGAUCCAAUCUACCACGUGCUAUUGAACUCCCACAGCAAGUAUGGAAUUCCAACUUCACUGUGAUAAUUCAUCUUCUAUGAUCCUGAAGAUCGAGUGAUGGUUUAAUUUUGAAUGACGGACUAGAAGUCAGCAGCUCAGUCUCAGCAUUCAGUUGGGCAGAUUAGCUCAGGGCCAAGCCCUUUGAGAAUGGACCGAGGCCAAGCCUCUUUCAGUUGGGCAGAUUUAGCAAUGAUCAGAUCAGCAACAGGAGGAUCAGGAGGUGAGAGCCCCCUCCAGGGGGCAGGAAAGGAAACAAAAGGUUGUUCUGCCUCGAACAAAAAUUCAAGAAACCAAAGAUCUCUAGAGAAACUCGUAUGGCACUACAAGCAGUAAUACGAACACCGAGAACAUGAGGGGUACAUAUGUAUUUUCAGUGAAGAGGAGCCACAGUUUACUCUGCAGCAGCCCCAAAUCCAGUCUACCCUCUAACAGUCUGGUUGUAUGCACUCUCACCAGCUUGAGGUGACUAGGUAAGGAGGGAUGUUUGGCAACAAUGUUUUUCAAAAUUAUAGUUUUACAAUACUUUGUCAACAA
Zea mays is the source of this 1605-nucleotide messenger RNA. RefSeq lists its product as uncharacterized. The record is from RefSeq and is a predicted model, not a curated record. NCBI's taxonomy places the organism in Eukaryota, Viridiplantae, Streptophyta, Magnoliopsida, Poales, Poaceae. Bases 367 to 1095 code for a protein of 242 amino acids. The transcript is spliced from 9 exons.